CGCAUCGCCAUUUUGUCAGGAGGGUUUUUUUUCCCUCCCCCUUCCAGCUUCAGUCUUUUUUUUUUUCAAAUGUUUCUCCCUUCCCGCCGGAAUAAUGCUGUCAGUGGAUGUACAUUUGACGUUUUCGGAUAAUGAGACGCGUCUAAUGGACCGGGAGAAGAAGCUCAAGAGGCCGACAUUUUAACGUGCCCGAAAGAAUUAGGCGGCGCCGCCACGAAAGUCGGCUUGUCCGCGGCGUCUGUGCUCCAGCGGGCCGGUUCACUGCGCAGGUUUGGACCGCGCGCCAUUUUGUGAAAAUUGACACAAAAUUCCAAAGCCGAAUUAGCGUUGGACGCGGCGUCUGUUUAGGGUUCAAAAACACGCCGAAGCCACCUUCGCCGUCGCGCCGCUCCAGGAGGUCGACGCGAAUUUGACAAAAGACUGCGUAAAAAUCGCUUUGACGUAGCCUUUAUUUAGCGGCGGGGGCUAACGAUUGUUAGCUCGAGGCUAGCCCGGGAAGCUAGGUGGCUAACGUUCAUUUUGUCAACUAACAGCUCUAGUUAGCACUAGCCACAUUCGCUAAGCUUAGCUACUAACUUAGGUGAGCUAGUCAACGUUAGCAUGUUGCUAGUCAUCAGCUGAUGGUAACGUCGAUCUCCGUCGACAAAUGGAGAGUUUACUCGAGUUGGCUGGCAAAUAAUUGUCGUGUUUGCCGGUCGGAAGACAGACGCCGGAUCGGAUUGAACGUGAUCAUUCCUCGCUAACCGUGCAAAGGGAGGGGAGAAUCUCAAGCUGGAUAAGUUUCCUCAUCAUACAGGUUAUUGGACUUUAAAUGAAGAUCGUGCCAUCAGAGUUGGUUGUCUGCUGGACUCUCCUGCCGGGAUGAUAUGACAUUUUUGCCCAAGAUGCAUCCAGGAGGAGAGACUUCAGCAUGCAAACCUUCGUCUGUCCGGCUUGCGCCCUCUUUUUCUUUACACACUGCUGGUCUUCAGAUGGCUGCUCCAAUGCCCCAUACGCACCAGCAGUACAGUGAGCGCCACCAGCCAAGCACUGACCAAUCUGUUUCGGUUUUACCGUACAGCGACCAGACGACACAGCUCACUGCCAAUCAGAGGCACAUGCCCCAGUGCUUUCGUGACCCAACUUCAGCUCCCCUGAGGAAGCUCUCCAUUGACCUUAUCAAAACAUACAAACACAUCAAUGAGGUGUAUUAUGCAAAAAAGAAGCGGCGGCACCAACAGGGUCAGGGCGAAGACUCCAGUCACAAAAAAGAAAGGAAGGUCUUCAAUGAUGGCUAUGACGAUGAUAACUAUGACUACAUCGUCAAGAAUGGGGAGAAGUGGAUGGACCGAUAUGAGAUUGAUUCCUUGAUAGGAAAAGGAUCGUUUGGACAGGUUGUGAAAGCAUAUGACCGAGCAGAGCAAGAAUGGGUUGCAAUUAAGAUUAUUAAGAACAAGAGAGCUUUCCUCAAUCAAGCCCAGAUUGAAGUGCGCCUCCUCGAGCUCAUGAACAAACACGACACCGAGAUGAAAUACUACAUUGUUCACCUGAAGCGUCACUUCAUGUUUCGGAACCACCUCUGCCUCGUGUUUGAGAUGCUUUCAUAUAACCUGUACGACUUGCUCCGAAAUACCAACUUCCGCGGUGUUUCACUCAACCUCACGCGGAAGUUCGCCCAGCAGCUAUGCACGGCGCUGCUUUUCCUGGCCACGCCCGAGCUCAGCAUCAUCCACUGCGAUCUGAAGCCCGAGAACAUCCUCCUCUGCAACCCCAAGAGGAGUGCCAUCAAAAUAGUGGACUUUGGCAGCUCGUGCCAGCUGGGACAAAGGAUAUACCAGUAUAUCCAAAGUCGCUUCUAUCGCUCCCCAGAGGUGCUUCUGGGAAUGCCCUACGACCUGGCCAUUGACAUGUGGUCAUUGGGUUGCAUUUUGGUGGAGAUGCAUACAGGAGAGCCUCUCUUCAGUGGAGCCAAUGAGGUGGACCAGAUGAACAAAAUAGUGGAGGUUCUUGGCAUCCCACCCAAUCACAUAAUGGACCUAGCCCCAAAAGCCAGGAAGUUCUUUGAGAAGCUUUCAGAUGGUACAUGGAGUGUUAAAAAGACCAAAGAUGGCAAAAGGUAUAAACCUCCAGCUUCACGGAAGCUCCACUCCAUCUUGGGUGUGGAGACCGGGGGUCCGGGUGGCCGGCGGGCGGGCGAGUCUGGCCACGCUGUCGCCGACUACUUGAAGUUCAAGGAUCUGAUCCUGCGAAUGCUGGACUAUGACCCCAAGAGCCGCAUCCAGCCCUACUAUGCCCUGCAGCACAGCUUCUUCAAGAAGACGGCAGAUGAGGGGACCAAUACGAGCAGCAGUGUGUCAACCAGUCCCGCCUUGGAGCAGUCCCAGUCUUCAGGAACCACCUCCAGCACCUCCUCUAGUUCAGGAGGCUCUUCUGGAACAAGUACCAGUGGCAGAGCGAGAUCAGACCCUACCCAUCACCACUUACACAGUGGAGGGCAUUUUGGCACCGCCAUGCCAGCCAUUGAUGGAGACAGCCUCUGCCCACAGGCUCGACAGCCUUACCCACCUCCGCUGGUGUGGGGAGGCGGCGUCGUACCGGAGUCUGUCACCGGCGAGACCCACCCAGUCCAGGAGACCACCUUCCACGUCCCCCCCCAGCACCCGAAGGCCCUGCAUCCCCACUCACACGCUCAUCACCACCACGGGCCCAUGAUGGCCACACGGCCGCGCCCGCGUCACUACACCUCCCCGACGCACAGUUCGUCGACCCAGGACUCCAUGGAGGUGGUCCACGGCCAUCUGUCUAUGACCUCCCUGUCUUCCUCUGCCUCCUCUUCCUCAACAUCUUCCUCUUCCACUGGGAACCAUGGCAACCAGGCCUACCAGCUCCGCCAUUUGCCCGCCGGAGCGCUCGACUUUGGUCAGAACGGUGGGCUGAGCAUGGGGCUAGGUGCCUUCUCGAACCCGCGGCAGGAGACCGGUAUGGCGGCGCACCCUGCUUUCUCCAUGGGCACGAACACAGGUCCUGGCCACUACCUAGCGGAGGGCCACCUGAGCAUGAGGCAGGGCAUGGACCGGGAGGAGUCUCCAAUGACUGGAGUAUGUGUGCAGCAGAGUUCCAUGGCCAGCUCGUGACUGCGCUGACAUUUUGGCUGUGUUCCUCCUACCCCCCCCACCCGUGCGUCAUUUUUAAGGUGGUGUUUUUCUACUACAAGGUGUGUUGAGAAUCAAAGCUGCUCAUGUCAGAAGGGAGAUAUCACUGAACCGCUACUACAGAGGAAAAAAAAAAACAAAAAAAAAACCUUUGUUAAGAAGAAGUAUAUAUGUAAUUGUCAUCCAUUUUUUUUCUUUUGAAACCAUUAGGCACAAAUACUGCGGAAUAACCAUAGUCAGAUUGAGACAUCCAUUUUACCAUUUCACCACCUUAUGGUAUUAUGUGGCAAAAGGAGCAUUUCACAGCAAAGUUUAGGCCACAAAAUGCUUGCCUGACAUUACUGUUCCACUGGUUUGUCAUUAUUUUUGCCCCCCCCCUCUCUCACCCCCUCGAGCAAAAUGUCACACAAAAAAAGCUGCUUGUAAAUCCUGUAGCCUGACGAGGGAGGGAGAGUGUUUUUUUUUGCGGUGAUAUUUCUUGUCGGUGGCUCAGUGAGUGUUGUGUAACUUGACAUGACAGCGGAGUUCCCUAUAAGCGUGUGCUGGCCGGGCGAAUACAAAUGGAUAUAGACGCCGAGUGGGUCAGAGGAGAGGGAGGCUUCGGCCCCUCGUGCCAAGAUGCCCCCCCACCCCACCCCCAAAAUAUCGUGGUGUGAGCUGCGACGACACGAGAGCAGCGGAAGGAAUACAGUCGGUGGCUGGUUCUAGAUAACCCUUUGGCCUUAUGACUCAUGGACUUGGACUGGGGAUUGAGCUGGACAUUUUCAUUUUGAAUUAAGAUGGCUUUUCUCUAUUUUUCUCUCUAGACAGCCCUUAAUUCUUGAAAACAUUUUAGAAGGAAAAAAAGCUAAAUAAGUGGUAAUUUGAGGCCUUUCUAGACAGAUUUCUUCAGCAGGGCCCCACAUAACAGGGUCUUAUUGUACACAACAACCUCCUAAACAUGACUUCCUUGAAAAGAAAAAAAAAAAAAUCUUAGUCACCGGUUAAGGCUUUUUGCAGUGGAAAGAACUUAUCCCAGAGUUGACCCUCCCCCCUUUUUUUAAAGCAUUUUCUCCUUUUUUUUUUUUUUUUGCAUGUAGUUCCACAUCAGAACCACCUGCACAAGUCUCUCCAUCCCAACAAACAUGGAAACUGAAGAAAAAAAAAAGUUAAAUGACUGCCUUUUUUUGUCCUCAAAUUAUGCUGUGAAUUUUACAAGAAUUUAUUUUCCCUUUGGAUAUGUUUUUAUACCAAAGCGGUUGUUUUAUAGCAUAUUAGGUGUCUGUAACCAAUAAUGUAGCAGUUCACCACGCGUUGACGAGAUCUUAACCGAAGCGUCGACAUAAAGCAAAACUGGAGAGCGUUGUUCAGGUUAUUAUUGUGUACACUCUUGGCUACAUUCGUUUACCACCUUUUACCAAAACCUGUUUCCAUAUUAAUUGGUAGAUUCUUUUGGGAGUCAUUUAAAGAUAAGAUUUAAAACAAAAAAAAUGUCGCUAUGUUUAGAAAAUUUGGUAGUUACUCUGCAGGCUCCGGAGUAGCAAGAUAGAAGCUGAUGGUGGUUUAAAAGAAAAAAAAAAGCUACAAAAAAAAGGAGACUAAUGCGUUCGAUAUUUGUGUUGGCAUCUUUUUUUCUUUUCUUUUGCUCCAUCCUACAUACUAUUUCAAAGGGUUUUUGCUGCCUUUCGUACAUUUGGUCAACUUGGCUUGGAUAAUUUGUGUUGAAUGGUAUAUGAUGUUGUAGUUGGCGAAGGGCGCACCCCCCCGCCCCCCUUGAUUGUUGUCUUGUUCAAAGGGAAGCCCGCCAAUGCGUUUUCUGCCUAGACAGGCGCAUGUCCUAAAAAAAUUACUUUAUUUUAUUUUUUUAUUUUUUUUUUUUUUUUACAUCAGGGAUUUUGAAGUGCUUUUUCCUCCUUCUGUUUGCUCAUUUUGACCAGCUUUGAAAUUAGAGAGGAGACAACCUGCCCGCGGCCACCUGUCAAGAUGGACGACAGGCCGUACACAAACACGCACGCGUCUAUCAUACUGUUGUCAUUUUGGAAGGAACGAUCCAUUCGCCGAAUCACGCUCCCAUUAAACACCAAUGUAAAGCUACCUAUAUCGCGAACGGGGGGUUUUUAUCUGGAUGUCAAGGUUAAUUGCAAAUUUGCAAUCAUUUUUGUUCACACCCUCGCCGAAUUUGAGAUCUUUAGACGCGUCGGCCGGCCGUUUUGAUCGCCGGCGCUCAUACUGGUACUAAACAUUCCAAAAAUAAAGUGGAAAAAGACAAAAAAA
Syngnathoides biaculeatus (alligator pipefish) is the source of this 5384-nucleotide messenger RNA. It is a transcript of the gene dyrk1ab, whose product is annotated as dual-specificity tyrosine-(Y)-phosphorylation regulated kinase 1A, b. The coding region runs from base 867 to 3113 and encodes 748 amino acids. The transcript is spliced from 12 exons. Gene Ontology annotation, biological process: positive regulation of DNA-templated transcription; peptidyl-serine phosphorylation; peptidyl-threonine phosphorylation. Gene Ontology annotation, cellular component: nucleus. Gene Ontology annotation, molecular function: protein serine/threonine/tyrosine kinase activity; protein serine/threonine kinase activity; transcription coactivator activity. The record is from RefSeq and is a predicted model, not a curated record. Lineage: Eukaryota; Metazoa; Chordata; Actinopteri; Syngnathiformes; Syngnathidae.